Molecule: messenger RNA, 2190 nt
Organism: Lycium ferocissimum
Lineage: Eukaryota; Viridiplantae; Streptophyta; Magnoliopsida; Solanales; Solanaceae
Product: cyclin-D2-1-like
Exons: 6
Coding region: 413-1510 (365 amino acids)
Biological process (GO): regulation of cyclin-dependent protein serine/threonine kinase activity; mitotic cell cycle phase transition
Cellular component (GO): cyclin-dependent protein kinase holoenzyme complex; cytoplasm; nucleus
Molecular function (GO): cyclin-dependent protein serine/threonine kinase regulator activity
Source: RefSeq, a predicted model, not a curated record
CUAAAUAAUCUUACAUUUUUCCACUUGUUUCGUCUAUAUUUUCGCCACUCUCAUUUCUCAUUUCUUCCAUUGCUAGCCUCACUUUCCCUUCUCACCCCUCCCUCUCUCUAUAUGCCCUAAUAAUCUAGUAUAAAGAACACCCUUUUCUUCUUAGCCGCUAUAUCUAGCACUCUUCUAUAUCUACAUCUAUUGAACAAUCAGUGACUAAAAACAUAUAAGAGUCUUUUUUUCUCUGUUUAUUAUCAUUUUCCUCUUCAAAAUCCAUCCUUUAUCCAAGAAAAUCUGUUAGUAUAAGAAGAGGUUUGUUAAGAACAUAGAUUUUGAGUUUUUUUGAUAUAGUUAAAGAAAGAAACUUGUUUUGUUGAGUGAAAGAUUGGUAGUUAAGAUUAAAGAUUUAGUUGAGUUAUUUUCAAUGGCACCCAAUAAGGAUUGUCUUGUUUCUAGCCUUUUGUGUGCAGAAGACAACAAUAUUAUUUUUUGCAAUGACGAUGAUGAUGUUGGAUUUGGGUUUGGGUUUGUUGAGGAUGUUGUGGAAAACAGAUGGUAUCCUAGGAAUCAUCGAAAUGGCGGUCAACAAAACAAGAGGAUUUAUGGGGAAGAAUGUUUGACUACUGGUUUGCCAUUGCAGAGUGAUGAGUGUUUAGUCUUGAUGAUUGAAAAGGAAUGUGAACAUAUGCCUCUUGGUGAUUACCUUGAUAGAUUGAAAAAUGGGGAUUUGGAUAUUGGUGCUAGAGAUGAGAUUCUUGAAUGGAUUGCUAAGGUUCAUUCAAAUUUCAAUUUUGGUCCAAUGUGUGCAUACUUGGCUGUGAGCUAUCUUGAUAGAUUCCUUUCUGCCUAUGACUUGCCUAAGGGCAAAGAAUGGAUGAUGCAAUUACUUGGUGUAGCUUGUUUGUCUCUUGCUGCAAAAUUGGAGGAAACCGAUGUUCCUCCGUCUCUAGAUUUACAGGGAGGGGAUGCAAAGUUCAUAUUUGAAGCGAAAACCAUACAAAGAAUGGAGCUCCUUGUGUUGAGCACAUUGAAAUGGCGAAUGCAGGCUAUUACCCCAUUCUCAUUCAUAGAUUAUUUCCUCAAGAAGAUAAAUAAUGAUCAAAAUGCUUCAAGAUAUUCAAUCAAUAAAUCAAUACAACUCAUACUAAGCACACAAAAAGGAAUUCACUUCUUGGAAUUCAAGCCUUCUGUGAUUGCAGCAGCAGUAGCAAUCUCAGUUGCAGUAAAAACUGAGACAGUAGACAGUGAGAAAGCACUAUCUGCUCUAGUUCAGCAUGUACAAAAGGAUAAAGUGAUGAAGUGUGUUAAAUUGAUUCAAGAUUUAUCUUUGCCAAGUGAUUUAGUUAAAGGUCCAAUUGCUUCAGUCCAAUCUGUGCCUCAAAGUCCAAUCGGUGUGUUGGAUGCAGCAUGUUUAAGUUACAAAACUGAUGAGUCAGGAGGAGUUGGGUCAUAUGCAAAUUCAUCACAUAAUAGUCCAGUUAAGAAGAGAAAGCUAAAUACACCUUAUAAAGUGGAUACUUAGCGUUGGAAAAAAAUUGAGUGGAAGACCUUUUGUCAAGUAUUAUGAUAUGGUGGAAUGAGAGUUUUGGUGUGAUCUUUGAGAAUGCAAUGCACCCCACUACACAACUUUAAAAUAAAGAAAGUUAGGAAUAUUAUGGAGAAUAUGAAUACAUAAUGGUGGGGUAAAAGAGAUUGUGAGUAGUUGGAUCAUUUUGGUGGUUGAAGAUUGAAGGGAAGAUAUGUAAGUCGAGGUUUCAUGCCAUUAACAUGGAAAAAAAAAUUGAGCUGUUAAAUAUUAGACUUUCUUAACAGCUAAAGAAGCCAAGAUAAGUUAGGCAGAAAUAGAAGAUAAUGAGAUGCAAAACAAAACAAAAAUCACAAAAAAAAAAAAAAAAAAAAAACUCUUAUAGUCUGUCUUGCUUUUGAUGUUUAUCAUAGAUAAAGUUUGUUUUAGCCUUGAGGCUUUGUAUUUCUUUGAGUUUUUAAAAAAAGGAAAACAAAAACAAAAAGAGGUGGUGGAAGGUGAAAACCCCAGAGAGAAAUUUUGAGUUAUGUCCAUGAGGCAUGAGGGAGGAAGAGAAUUUUGAGUUAUUUCAUUUUAUUUGUGUUAUGUGCACUUUUGCAUUGUGUAUAUACUUUUUAUGGCUUCUUUAUGAGAUGCUAAACAAUACAGCUCAGUAAUAUCUGAUUUUGUUCUCUUAA